Messenger RNA from Felis catus (domestic cat), 1689 nucleotides. RefSeq names its product 1-acylglycerol-3-phosphate O-acyltransferase 2 (gene AGPAT2). Gene Ontology annotation, biological process: phosphatidic acid biosynthetic process. The record is from RefSeq and is a predicted model, not a curated record. The transcript is spliced from 7 exons. Gene Ontology annotation, molecular function: 1-acylglycerol-3-phosphate O-acyltransferase activity. Lineage: Eukaryota; Metazoa; Chordata; Mammalia; Carnivora; Felidae. Bases 16 to 1146 code for a protein of 376 amino acids. Gene Ontology annotation, cellular component: endoplasmic reticulum; membrane.
GGGCCCCGCGUCACAAUGUCGCCGCUCCCGGGAGCCCUCCCCCGCUCCCCCGCCCCCCCCCCCGCGCCCGGGGGCGGCCGCCUCGGAGGUCUGGGUCUCCCGCGCCGCCGCGUCCUUCCGGCCCGGGACGCGCGGGACGCGCCGGGGGACGCCGGGGGGCGGCGGGGGGCCGAGCGGCUCCGGGCGCGCUCCUGCUUCACCCGCGGGCUGCGGGGCCGGCCCCGGGGUGGGCUUCGCCCGAGCGCCGUGGAGUCUGGGGCGCCCCUGUCCCCUCCGCACCUCCUCCUGCCUCCGCCCCCUGAACGCACCUGUGCUCCCACGCCUCCCCUCCGUUCCCUUCUAAGCAUCAUCAGUUGGUUUGUCCGGACCUUCAAGUACGUAUUCGGCCUUCGCUUUGACAUAAAGGGCCGCCAGAAGCUGGAGGUGGACCACCCGUGUGUCAUCAUUUCUAACCACCAGAGCAUCCUGGACAUGAUGGGCCUUAUGGAGGCCCUACCCAAGCGCUGCGUGCAGAUUGCCAAGCGGGAGCUGCUCUUCAUGGGGCCUGUGGGCCUGAUCAUGUACCUCGGGGGUGUCUUCUUCAUCAACCGGCAGCGCUCCAGGACUGCCGUGACCGUGAUGGCCGACGUGGGCGAGCGCAUGGUCAGGGAGAAUCUCAAGGUGUGGGUCUACCCUGAGGGCACGAGGAACGACAACGGGGACCUGCUACCUUUCAAGAAGGGUGCCUUCUACCUGGCGAUCCAGGCCCAGGACCGUAGGGGCACCGAUGUGUAUCAUAAGGACGUGUACCAGCCCAGGAGGCUUCCUGGUGGAAAGGAAUGCUUGAGUGAAGAUAUGUGGGAUGCGUUUACGGAACUCUGGGCCACCCAGGGCGUGAAAGGUGUCCCCGGCCCAGGGGUGCCUAUCAUCCCCGUGGUUUACUCCAGCUUUUCCUCCUUCUACAACUACAAGACGAAGUUCUUCACCUCAGGAACGAUCAGGGUGGAGGUGCUGGAUGCCAUCCCCACCAGUGGCCUCACCGUCGCUGAUGUCCCCAAGCUUAUGGAUAGCUGCCACCAGGCCAUGAGGACCACCUUCCUCCGCAUCUCCAAGACACCCCAGGAGAAUGGGGCCACCGCAGGGCCUGGUUCCCAGCCCGCCCAGUAGCCGAAGCGGGGCAGGACCUGGGGGCAGGACGGGGCCGACCGGGAGCAGGGCCUGACUGGAGAAUGGACCGAGGGACCUCCUCCCCUGCCCCAGCUGCUAAACGUCACUGUGUCCUGCUCCUACGUGGUUCUCCCCGCUUUGGUUUCGCCCCGGAUGCAGGCCACUGCUUCCUGUCACGGGCCUCGGAUCCAGGCCUCCAAUGUCCCCCAGGAGAGUCAGCCGGACCCUCCUCACGGAGCCCACCCUUGGGCCUCCCGGAUCUGGGAGCAGGCCUGGGCCCAGACGGGCUGGCGGCCUCGGGAUGGAUGGCCGGCGCUGAGACACUUUACCCUCCUGCCUGGGCCCGCGGGGUGCAGAAGCGGGGUGCAGGGCGGGCCCUUCGGGAGAAACGGGACUCUAGGUGGGGGCCAGACACCCGGUCCUGUGCAACCGGGGCCUCGGAGAGCCAGAAAGCAGAGGUCCUUGCUCCACUGGCCUCGGGGAGCAGGGCGGCUGCCUGGGCACCGCAUUCCGUUGUUUUUUAUAAAGGAACUCUCGGGAGUG